Molecule: messenger RNA, 831 nt
Organism: Pisolithus orientalis
Lineage: Eukaryota; Fungi; Basidiomycota; Agaricomycetes; Boletales; Pisolithaceae
Product: Cerato-platanin
Exons: 1
Coding region: 171-593 (140 amino acids)
Source: RefSeq, a predicted model, not a curated record
UGGAUCUCCAUAUGACCGUCUGCCAGCGUAAGCCUAAUCCAACGAUAAGAAUAUAUAUAAAGGCGUCGACGACGCGAUACUUUACCAGACUCGUGCCUCUGUUGGUUUGCCAGGCCUAACUCCUCAUCCGACCUCAUCCCUGCGACCGAGACAAGUGCCAUUCCUAAACAAUGCUGUACCUCUACUUCACAUUUAUUUUCUUCCUCUCCACUCCUGUUCUCGGGCAGAUGACCACUUUUCUCGCCUACGACAUCAUCUAUGGCGAUGCCAACUGCCCCCUCUCUAGUCUCGCCUGCUCUGACGGGUCCAACGGACUCGAAAGCAAAGGGUACACCAUCCUUAGUUCCUUCUCCAACUUCCCUUACCUCGGGGGCGCACCAACCAUCGCGAACUGGAACGACGCUAACUGCGGCAAAUGUUAUGCCAUCACGUAUGCAAAGAACACUAUCAACGUCCUUGCACUGGAUGUGUCGAAGGAUGGGUUUACGGUGUCACCACAGGCGAUGAACGUACUGACGAACGGGCAGGCAAACGCGUUAGGGAGAGUAGAGGUCACUGCCGUUGAGGUGCCCGCCAGUGAAUGUGGCUUGUGAGGAUGGGAGGUGACGGCGCAGUUAACCUUGCGAGCGGCACGUUAGCAGGGAUCAGCAUUGAAGGACCUUGUCUGUAUUUCUUGGCGGUGUAUCAGGUUCUGUACAUGGACCCGUUGAUCCUUUGAUUAGAAUACGGGCUUCUUGUUAUAUCUUCACUUGGACGACUUGUACCGGGACGUUGUCGGUGCCUUUAUCGGUACCUUAGACUUGAUACGUGGUUUGUAUAACAUCUAGGCAC